Molecule: messenger RNA, 1260 nt
Organism: Acanthosepion pharaonis
Lineage: Eukaryota; Metazoa; Mollusca; Cephalopoda; Sepiida; Sepiidae
Source: the annotation of a GenBank genome assembly
AUGACACAAACGGCCCUUUCCCAGCAUCGAUCAUAUCAUUCCUUUUUAUUUAUCUGUUUAUUAUUUACCUUUUGUCUAUCUAUCUAUCUAUCUAUCUAUCUAUCUAUCUAUCUAUCUCUCUCUCUCUCUAUAUAUAUAUAUAUAGCAAACAAGCUACCUUGGGAUCUCUUUUUAUAUCUAUAUCUACCCAUUUACUUAUCUAUCUCUUUAUAUCUAUGUCUACCUAUUUAUAUGUACUUAUAUCCCUUUUUGUAUCUAUCUCUAUCUAUUUUUAUCCUUUUAAUAUUCUGCUCAUUGUUUCAUGCCUGUAAUCUCUCUCUCCUUCUCUCUCUCCCUCUUUCUCCUUCUCUCUCUCCCUCUUUCUCCCUCUCUCUCUCUUUCUCUCCCUCUCUCUCUCUUUCUCCUCCUCUCUCUCCUUCUCUCUCUCUCCCUCUUUCUUUCUCUCUUUCUCUCUCCCUCUCUCUUUCUCUCUCUCUUUCUCUCUCUCCUUCUCACCCUUUCUCUCUUUCCUUCUCUCCCUUCCUCUCUCUCCUUCUCUCCCCUAUCCCUCUCUCUCUUUCUCUCUCCCUCUCUAUCUUUCUCUCUCCCUCUCUCUCCAUUUCUCUCUCUCCCUCUUUCUCUCUAUCUCCUUCUCCCUCUUUCUCUUUCUCUCUACCACUCUCCCUCUCUCUCCCUUUCCCUCUCCCUCUUUCUCCCUCUCUCUCUAUCUCCCUCUCUCUCUCCCCCUCUCUCUCCCUCUCUCUCUCUCCUUCUCUCUCUUUCUCCUCCUCUCUCUCUCCUUCUCUCUCUCCCUCUUUCUCCCUCUUUCUCUCUCCCUCUCUCUUUCUCUCUCUUUCUUUCUCUCCUUCUCUCUCUUUCUCCCUCUCUUUCUCUCUCCCUCUUUCUUUCUCUCUCUCCUUCUCUCUCUCCUUAUCUUCCCCUCCCUCUCUAUUUCUCUCUCUCCCUCUCUAUCUUUCUCUCUCCCUCUUUCUCUCUAUCUCCUUCUCUCUCUUUCUCUCCCCCUCUCUCCCCCUCUCCCUCUCUAUCUUUCUCUCCCUUUCUCUCUCCCUCUCUCACCCCUCUCUCUCUCUGAUAUUCUAUUCUAUUUCUUUUCCAUGUCUUUCUGUUUAUAUUCACCUUUUCACUUGGUUUUCUUUUCUUUUUCGAAUCUUAUUUACCUUUCUUUCUUCUUACAUUUUUUUCUCCCUCUCUUUUCUCUCGCAUUUCCCAGUUGCUUCCUGUUUGCUCUUAUUAUGCAAUUUUUUCACAAAGUUUAACUGA